Messenger RNA from Penicillium roqueforti, 2580 nucleotides. RefSeq names its product RFX family transcription factor. The transcript is spliced from 4 exons. The coding region runs from base 1 to 2580 and encodes 859 amino acids. Lineage: Eukaryota; Fungi; Ascomycota; Eurotiomycetes; Eurotiales; Aspergillaceae. The record is from RefSeq and is a predicted model, not a curated record. Gene Ontology annotation, molecular function: RNA polymerase II cis-regulatory region sequence-specific DNA binding; DNA-binding transcription factor activity, RNA polymerase II-specific. Gene Ontology annotation, biological process: regulation of transcription by RNA polymerase II.
AUGCCGCCAGAAUUAGCCCGAGCUCACUCGCAGGGCAGUGUGGUGUCCCAGACAACACAGAUUGCCAACCAAAGCCGGCCAGGUACGGCAGACCCUGUGCGAGCACGCUCCGAGGCCCUCUCACGGGCUAGCCGUCGUCCUCGGUCUAGAGGAUCAACAGCGAGUAUCCACUCAAGUACCACCCAGCAAACCCAAGACCAGCACCUCGACGGGUUCCCGCAGUUCAUGCCAUCGCAAGUCGGAUCAGGCCAGCACAUGUUCAACAAUCCGGAGGACAUGCUAAUACGGUUUGGGCACCAGCUUUCACAUCAUAACGGUGCACCGCUGGAUCAAUCGAUGCAAGACACCCACGCCGGGAUGUCUCGAGCCGAAGACUUUCCAAAUCACUCGAUGCAGGGCCACCCGCUUUCCCAUCACCCUAUACAGCCCGAACUUGCAAACGGUUUGCCCAAUGUACCCGUUCCCCAAUACCAGCCGAUGUAUGAUAGUGGUGUUGAGAACCACCUCCCUGAUCACAUCGUCGAGGAUCAAGAAAUCUCGGAGCUAGGGGCUAAAAAAAAAAGAGGUGCGAGCUCGACAGUAGCUAAUGACAACGAGCUGCGAAAGCUGCUUCGUCAGUAUGAGGGAUGGAGUCUCAAACAAAUGGCGGCUGAAGUCAUGAAGAAUGAGGGUGGAGGGGGCAAGGCUGAGAAAGUGAAGCAGGUCUUCGCGAUGAUCUGGCUGAGAGAAAAUUGCCGGAAGAGCAGUGGCUCCGUACGUCGUGACCGGGUCUAUUGCUGCUAUGCAGAGAACUGUGGAACGGAACGCGUCUCAGUACUAAACCCUGCAUCAUUCGGAAAGUUGGUUCGCAUCAUCUUCCCGAAUGUACAGACCCGGCGUCUUGGGGUCCGAGGCGAGUCCAAGUAUCACUACGUCGAUUUGUCGGUCAUUGAGGAAAAGCAACAAAAGCUUGCGCCUCUUAACCCACAGAUUGCCCAUCAUGCAAACGGCCCUGCUUCUUUGCCCUCCAGAGCUGCCAGUGCGAUGCGCUCGAGAAGUGCUAGCGUACAACAACCGACUGCCGAUACUGCCGUGUUCCCAUCUCCCACAACUUCCUUCGCUCCUCGAUUCCCGAAUAAUUCAUCUUCUGCCGACUGCAAUUGCCAAGGCCACACGCCAUCUGGGCCAGAUGCCACAAUCACCCGCGAUAAUGUAGCCCAGCAGGCUGGGAAAAUGAUACAUCAGAUGCUUCAGUUCCCGAUGGAUGAGAACACCGUCGUUGAUAACGAUACCCUUCAACUUCCCGAUAUCCGUGCAUACUUACCUGCAAACACCGACUUGAAAGUUGCUGCAGCUCUUGCUGCCCUGUAUCGCUCCCAUUGCAUUUCGGUCAUCGACAGCUUUCGGUAUUGCAAGGAACGAAAUCUUAUGAAAUAUUUCUCCGCUUUCCAUGGAACAUUGACUGUUCCCGUUCAAAAGUUAUUGACCCAUCCUAACCUUGCUCCAUGGAUCAAGGAAUGCGAUUGGAUGAUGUACCAGAAGAUGAUUGCGUUUGUGGCACCCCUCACAACCCAGGUGGUCCCUAAGCCAGUCCUAGACGCUUUUAACUCCAUCUCACAACGGCUUUGCGGGCACAUCGCUGAAACCUUUAAGACCCAACCAACCCAUGUCUCCUUAGCACGCUUGAUUCCCGCGCAUAUCUUCUGCAAUCUCCUCAAGCAUAUGCUUGAUGUGAACCAGGCUGCCAAUGCCGCUGCUGCCUGGCUUUGCCACCCGGAUAACCGAAACCAAAUGUGGACGGACUUUAAGACUAUGGUAAAUCCUAGAGAUAUGAUGACCAAGGCAAACAUCCCAACGUGUGCGGAGCUAGCGACGGAGCAAAUUCUCAAGCAUGACGUUCGUGCGCUCUUGACUCCAUUGAAUGAUGCCGACCCCUCGGCAAGCUUGCUUUUCUUCACGCAACCAGAUAGCCCCGAUUCUGUUGAGGCGCACAAGUUCCCUGUAGAAAGUGCUCCGGGAGACGAGUACAACUUCCCCGACAAAUGGGUUCAGUUCAUCCUCAACAUCCCCGCUGCCUUUUCCAACCACCGCACACAGUGUGUCAUUGAAAAAGUUGAUGCCUUGUGGGAUAGCGUGUUGCACCGGCUUACCCUGGCCGGAGCACCAAGUUUUAGCGCGUGGUGGAUGACAAAAGUCUUCUUCCACGAGAUGAUGGUCUGGCAAGCAGAGAAGGGUGGGUUCAUGUGCAACACUCCUGGAUCACUGCAAAGUGCGACGUUUGGCCCUGAACCACUCGGCCAUUUUCAGAUGAGACAAGCGUCUGUUCCCGAGGCAUCCCCUUUUGAGAACGAUUCAAAACCUCACCCAAGUCCUCCUAUGGCUCACAGUGGUCAUCAAAGCCAGCCUCCCAGUCAGCACUCGGAUUUCAAACACCCUCCCAGCGAGAAGCGACUCUCUCUUCAAGAGGGCUUCCAAGGACAUAACAAUGACGACAGCGCAAUUGACCUUGAGGAUGAUACUAUGCUGCUAGCAGUUGGUAAAUACGGUGAUAUGAUGGUGUCCGAUCCCGCAGAUGCCGAAGGCGAUGUCGUCGUCGUCUAG